Paraglomus occultum is the source of this 279-nucleotide messenger RNA. The record is from the annotation of a GenBank genome assembly. NCBI's taxonomy places the organism in Eukaryota, Fungi, Glomeromycota, Glomeromycetes, Paraglomerales, Paraglomeraceae.
AUGUUUGAUGUUAACCAAGUCAACCCGAGAAAGCACGGUGAGAAAGAAGAACAGAAUCUAACUGUUUAUGAAUACACCUCUGCAGAUCAUCAUAAAUGCACCAGUGAUAAAGAAACGCUUGCAUUGUGUCAUUACCUAAAGUGUGAUUUACCUUAUGCAGUAACCCACCCAUCAGACCCGUGCUACGAUCCCUUCCCCGCAGGCGAACACCGGGAUUUACCACCCAGCAGUAGAGAUAAAAGGGAGCAGCUAUCUGGUGAAUCGAUUAAAGUGCAAUAG